AUGGUCAAGGACACCAAGUACUACGAGUGCCUGGGAGUUGAUCCCUCGGCUACUGAAACCCAGCUGAAGAGCGCCUACAAGAAGGGUGCCUUGAAGUUCCACCCUGACAAGAACAAGAACAACCCCGAGGCUGCGGAGAAGUUCAAGGAGUUGUCGCACGCCUACGAGAUUCUUUCCGACCCCCAGAAGCGUCAAAUCUACGACCAAUAUGGUGAGGAGGGUCUGGAAGGUGGUGGCGGUGCUGGCGGUAUGAACGCCGAGGACCUGUUCUCGCAGUUCUUUGGCGGCGGUGGUGCGUUCGGCGGCAUGUUCGGCGGUGGCAUGCGCGAUACCGGCCCCAAGAAGGCCCGUACCAUCCACCAUGUGCACAAGGUCAACUUGGAGGAUAUCUACCGCGGUAAGGUGUCCAAGCUGGCCCUGCAGAAGUCUGUCAUCUGUUCUGGCUGUGAGGGCCGUGGUGGCAAGGACGGCGCCGUCAAGGAGUGCACAGGCUGCAAUGGCAGCGGUAUGAAGACCAUGAUGCGCCAGAUGGGUCCCAUGAUCCAGCGCUUCCAGACUGUCUGCCCCGACUGCAAUGGCGAGGGUGAAAUCAUCCGCGAGAAGGACCGCUGCAAGAAGUGUAACGGCAAGAAGACCGUUGUGGAGCGCAAGGUGCUGCACGUCCACGUCGACAAGGGUGUGCGCGAUGGCCACAAGAUUGAGUUCCGUGGUGAGGGUGACCAGAUGCCCGGUGUCAUGCCUGGCGAUGUUGUCUUUGAGAUUGAGCAGAAGCCCCACGCCCGCUUCCAGCGCAAGAACGACGACCUGUUCUACCAGGCCGAGAUCGACCUCUUGACCGCUCUUGCCGGCGGCACCAUUCACAUUGAGCACCUUGACGAGCGGUGGUUGACCGUGAACAUCGCCCCUGGCGAGGUUAUCGUUCCUGAUGCUAUUAAGGUCAUCCCCGGCCAGGGUAUGCCCUCGUUCCGUCACCACGACUUCGGCAACCUCUACAUCAAGUUCGAUGUCAAGUUCCCCGAGAAGGGUCAGCUGCAGAACCUCGAACUGCUCGAGCAGGUUCUGCCCCCUCGUGCGCAGCAGAACCAGCCCCCGGCUGACGCCAUGGUCGAGGACUUUGAGCUCGAGGACAUUGACACCAACGAGAACUCCCAGGCCCGCGCCCACGGUGCCGGUUCCGCCAUGGACGAGGACGAUGAUGACGUUCCCCCCGGUGCUGAGCGCGUACAGUGCGCCUCGCAGUAA
Penicillium daleae is the source of this 1242-nucleotide messenger RNA. Its product is annotated as type I HSP40 co-chaperone YDJ1. Gene Ontology annotation, cellular component: cytosol; cytoplasm; nucleus. The transcript is spliced from 4 exons. Gene Ontology annotation, biological process: response to heat; protein refolding. The coding region runs from base 1 to 1242 and encodes 413 amino acids. The record is from RefSeq and is a predicted model, not a curated record. Gene Ontology annotation, molecular function: ATP binding; Hsp70 protein binding. NCBI's taxonomy places the organism in Eukaryota, Fungi, Ascomycota, Eurotiomycetes, Eurotiales, Aspergillaceae.